Messenger RNA from Histoplasma mississippiense, 1905 nucleotides. RefSeq lists its product with no specific name. The record is from RefSeq and is a predicted model, not a curated record. Gene Ontology annotation, cellular component: cytoplasm; nucleus. Bases 1 to 1905 code for a protein of 634 amino acids. The transcript is spliced from 5 exons. Gene Ontology annotation, molecular function: mRNA binding. NCBI's taxonomy places the organism in Eukaryota, Fungi, Ascomycota, Eurotiomycetes, Onygenales, Ajellomycetaceae. Gene Ontology annotation, biological process: regulation of gene expression.
AUGAAGGGGACGGACGACAGGCCAGUUACACUGAAAUCAACCGAAGAGCUACUGGUCCCGAAUAUCGAUUUGUCUAUUUCCAUGCGCGACUUGGUGGGCCAAAUCGAUCCUCCUUCUUACCUGCGAAGUAUUUCCUUUUCAUCGCCGCCCACCCCUGCAUCAACGCAUGAGACCAUGGGUGACCAACGUAAUAUUUCCCAGAUUCUGGCAGCCUUAGCUGCCCACCAAUCUACGAGCGUCGCUGGACAUACAUCCUCGCCUCAACAAGGGCACAUGCCUCUAAAUGCAUUCUCCGGAAGUUACCAUCCCUCAGCGGCAUCUGCGGAUGUCGCCAAUUACUCUUUGCCUCCUCCCGACAGUACCGGGAGUUUAGAUAUCAGCGGUAUCAAGCCUGUCAAUACCGGCUCAGUGAGUAUUGCGGACGCAAUUGCCAAGGCGCGAGGAAUUGCUGCAGAGAAAGGCAUAUUACACGAUCAGAAUAGAGAUUCAAGACGAGACCCACGGUCGUACCAUCGUUCGCAAUCUCCACAAAGAAGUCCUUCACGAAUUACACGCGAUAUUUUCCGUGAUAAUUAUAACCCAUAUCGCGAUGAGCGUCGUACUGAUAGACGCGCUGGUCCGAAUGAGCGUGGCUAUACGCGGGAUCGUUCUUUCUCGCCUCGUCCAGCUGGGCGGGCACAGGAACCAUACUCUCCCCAAUCAUCACCGAGACAGUACUGGGGGACGGAUGACCGACCUCCUCCCCAAGGUCGUAGACCGGGCAGUAUGGACGAUAAUGUUGAAACCAUUAGUGUUGAGUCUAGUUUGGUUGGCUUGAUCAUCGGUCGCCAAGGGGAGAGUUUGCGACGAAUUGAAUCAGAUACUGGAACGAGGAUACAGUUUCUGGAUAAUGCCGAUCCCAGCAGUUCAGUGAGACUUUGCAAGAUUACAGGAAGCAGGGUCGCGAGAGGAGAUGUGAAAGCGGAAAUUACGCGCAUUAUCAGCGAGACCAGCGCGUCCCGAUCAGGCACUCGGACAGACCGCCCGGGCCAUAUGCCACCUAAAGCUACCAGUCAGUCUGCCCAGGACGAUGAAGAUGCCGUGCGGAUUAUGGUUCCUGACCGGACGGUCGGGCUUAUUAUUGGCCGUGGAGGCGAGACCAUUAGAGACCUCCAAGAGCGAAGCGGAUGUCAUGUGAAUAUCGUAAAUGAGAAUAAAAGCAUCAACGGGCUUCGACCGGUCAAUCUGAUAGGGUCUCCUGAUGCUACGGAGAGAGCAAAAAAUCUUAUUCUCGAAAUCGUCGAGAGUGACACUCGACAGCUUGCGAACCCAACGCAGCGCGAACCACGCGCAGCAUAUGGAGGAGAUCAGCCUGGAGGUGGACCUGGCGGUGAGAAAAUCAACGAUAUGAUGUUUAUUCCACCAGAUGCGGUUGGGAUGAUUAUUGGAAAAGGUGGAGAUACAAUUAAAGAAAUGCAGGCCGUUACUGGUUGUAGAAUCAACAUUCAGUCACCGGUAGGCCGUGAUGCUGAUCGGGAAGUAACUUUGGUUGGGAGCAGGGGCGCGAUCGAGGAGGCAAAGAGGAUGAUCAUGGAGAAGAUCGACAGCGCAGAAUACAAAGCUCGUUCUCAACAACCUCAGCGACGAGAUGACUCGUAUGGUGACCGAUAUGCAAGACCGCAGCAGCGCCAGAGCCAGCAGUACUACCAGGACUACCAGGAUCAGAACAGAACAGCCGCACAGCCCCUUACUCAGCAACAUCCCCCUCAGCCUGGUGCGGAGGAGGACCCGUAUGCUCAAUGGGGAGGUUACCAGAACUACAUUGCUUGGUGGUACGCGGCCAUGCAACAGCAGGCACAGCAGCAACAGACGGGGCAAGCUCCACCCGGUCAGUCUGAACCUCCUGGCCCACCUGGGGUCCCAUAA